This is a messenger RNA of Nerophis lumbriciformis (worm pipefish), 8262 nucleotides long. Lineage: Eukaryota; Metazoa; Chordata; Actinopteri; Syngnathiformes; Syngnathidae. The record is from RefSeq and is a predicted model, not a curated record.
AUGUCGGAUAAAAUGUCCAGCUUCCUGCACAUCGGGGACAUCUGCUCCCUGUACGCAGAAGGGUCCACCAGUGGUUUCAUCAGCACCCUGGGCUUGGUGGAUGACCGCUGUGUGGUUCAGCCUGAUGCAGGGGACCUCAACAACCCUCCCAAGAAGUUCAGAGAUUGUCUCUUCAGAUUGUGUCCGAUGAACCGCUACUCGGCCCAAAAGCAAUUCUGGAAAGCAGCCAAGCCUGGAGGGAACACGGACACAGUGCUGCUCAACAAGCUCCAUCAUGCAGCUGACCUGGAGAAGAAACAAAAUGACUCGGAAAACAAAAAGCUGCUCGGAACAGUGAUUCAGUACGGGAAUGUUAUUCAGCUCCUCCACUUAAAGAGCAACAAAUACCUGACAGUGAACAAGCGCUUGCCUGCUCUCUUGGAAAAGAACGCCAUGAGGGUGAUGCUGGACCCUGCAGGAAAUGAAGGUUCUUGGUUCUACAUCCAGCCUUUCUAUAAACUACGCUCCAUCGGGGACAGUGUUGUGAUUGGUGACAAAGUGGUCUUGAACCCAGUGAAUGCAGGGCAGCCACUCCACGCCAGCACACACCAACUCGUAGAUAACCCGGGAUGCAACGAGGUGAAUUCAGUCAACUGCAACACAAGCUGGAAGAUCGUCUUGUUCAUGAAAUGGAGCGACAAUCAGGAGAUUGUCUUAAAAGGGGGUGAUGUAGUACGCUUGUUUCAUGCAGAGCAGGAAAAAUUCCUUACUUGUGAUGAUCACAGGAAAAAACAGUAUGUAUUUCUUCGCACCACUGGACGACAGUCAGCUACCUCAGCAACCAGUAGCAAAGCCCUAUGGGAGAUAGAGGUCGUACAACAUGACCCCUGCCGAGGGGGGGCAGGCUACUGGAACAGCCUGUUCAGGUUCAAGCACCUGGCGACUGGGCAUUACCUUGCUGCAGAGGUGAAUCCAGAAUAUGAAGAGGAGGUUAUCGAUUCUCAUGUUUCUUUGGAUUUGGAGCGGGAAGCCUUGCGGACCAAUUUGAGAAAUGUACAAGAUAAAGUGAUGUACACACUGGUCUCUGUUCCUGAAGGAAAUGACAUUUCUUCUAUAUUUGAGCUGGACCCAACCACACUAAGGGGAGGAGACUCACUAGUACCCAGGAAUUCAUACGUGCGCCUCAGACAUCUGUGUACUAAUACGUGGGUCCACAGCACCAACCAACCCAUUGACAAAGAGGAAGAAAAGCCUGUCAUGCUUCGUAUUGGCACAUCUGCCUUGAAAGAGGACAAAGAGGCCUUUGCAAUUGUACCCGUCUCCCCAGCAGAAGUGCGAGACCUUGACUUUGCCAAUGAUGCUAGUAAAGUGCUGGCAUCCAUUGCUGGAAAGCUUGAAAAAGGCACCAUCACACAGAAUGAGAGAAGAGCAGUCACAAAACUUCUAGAAGAUUUGGUGUUUUUUGUGGUUGACAUUCCCAACAAUGGACAAGAUGUUCUUGAGAUUACAGUCAACAAGCCGAACAGAGAAAGGCAGAAACUCAUGAGAGAACAGAAUAUUCUCAAACAGAUCUUCAAGCUGCUUCAGGCCCCCUUUACUGACAGUGGUGAUGGUCCAAUGCUGCGAUUGGAGGAGCUCGCUGACCAACGGCAUGCCCCUUUCAGACACAUCUGUCGACUCUGUUACCGGGUUUUGCGUCACUCCCAACAGGACUACCGCAAGAAUCAGGAAUAUAUUGCCAAACAAUUUCGUUUCAUGCAGAAACAAAUUGGCUAUGAUGUUUUGGCAGAAGACACUAUCACAGCUCUCCUGCAUAACAACCGCAAACUAUUGGAGAAACACAUUACUGCUGCUGAGAUUGACACGUUUGUCAGCUUGGUACGCAAGAACCGAGAGCCCAGGUUCUUGGACUACUUGUCGGAUUUGUGUGUGUCAAUGAAUAAAUCCAUUCCGGUGACACAGGAGCUGAUUUGCAAUGCUGUGCUGGAUCCAGCUAAUGGAGACAUUUUAAUUGAAACCAAACUAGUGUUGUCGAGAUUUGAGAUAGAAGGGGAAGCGCUUGGCGACAACUCUGAGGAGUCAGAGGAAGAUGAGGAAGAGGUUUGGUUGUUCUGGAAGGACAGCAAUAAAGAGAUUCGCAGUAAAAGCAUCAGAGAGUUGGCCCAGGAUGCCAAGGAGGAUCAAAAGGAGGACCAGGAGGUGAUCAGUUACUAUAGGUACCAGCUCAACUUGUUUGCCAGGAUGUGUUUGGACAGGCAGUACCUGGCGAUUAACAAAAUCUCUGGCCAGCUGGAUGUAGACCUGAUCUUGCGAUGCAUGUCUGAUGAAGACUUACCUUAUGAUCUGCGAGCUUCCUUUUGCCGCAUGAUGCUUCACAUGCAUGUAGACCGUGAUCCCCAGGAGCAGGUGACACCAGUCAAAUACGCACGACUUUGGUCCGAAAUCCCAUCUGAAAUUGCCAUAGAUGAUUAUGACAAUGACGGAACAUCUAAAGAUGAAAUUAAGGAACGAUUCUCCCAGACUAUGGAGUUUGUUGAGAACUACCUCAGAGAUGUUGUUUGUCAGAGUUUUCCUUUCGCAGAUAAAGAAAAGAAUAAGCUCACCUUUGAGGUGGUAAAUUUGUCUAGGAAUCUGAUUUAUUUUGGCUUUUACAACUUCAGCGACUUGCUAAGACUCACCAAGAUACUGUUAGCUAUUCUGGACUGUGUCCAUGUGAGCACAAUUUUUCCUUUCAACAAGCUGGAAAAGGGAGAUGAGAACAAAGGUAUGAUCAACGUGCGUGGUCUUCUAGGCAGUAAUGUGAUAAGGUCCAUUCAUGGUGUUGGGGAGCUCAUGUCUCAGGUUGUCCUUAGAGGUGGUGGCUUUUUACCCACAACGUCAAUAAGCACCUCCAGUGGAAACACUGUAAAAUCUCAGACUGAACCAGAGAAACAGGACAUUUUGGUCAUGGACACCAAGCUGAAGAUCAUUGAGAUCCUCCAGUUCAUAUUGAACGUCCGCCUGGACUAUAGGAUCUCCUGUCUGUUGUCCAUCUUUAAGAGGGAGUUUGAUGAGAGCAACUCCCCAAGUGAAUUAUCUGUAGCCGGAACAGUUGAAAGUCCAAACAAUAUGCCAGGGGCACUGGAUUUUGAACAUAUAGAAGAACAGGCAGAAGGGAUAUUUGGUGGAAGUGAAGAGAACACCCCCUUGGACCUGGACGAUCAUGGUGGAAGGACUUUUCUGAGAGUCCUUCUCCACUUGACCAUGCAUGACUAUCCCCCUCUAGUGUCCAGGGCUCUUCAACUGCUAUUUCGGCAUUUCAGUCAAAGGCAGGAGGUUCUUCAGGCAUUUAAGCAGGUUCAACUGCUAGUCACCAGCCAAGAUGUGGAGAAUUACAAACAAAUUAAGUCCGACCUGGACCAGCUGCGCUCCAUCGUGGAGAAGUCUGAGCUCUGGGUGUAUAAAAGGCAGGGUCCAGACGAGGUCCUAGAUACAGGAGAGGUGCUGUCCCCUGAAUCAGAGCAUAAAAAGGGGGAUUCUGGAGGAGCUGAAAAACAAACCAAACCGGAGAGUACUAGUAGUUAUAACUACAGGGUGGUGAAGGAGAUCCUUCUACGCCUAUGCAGGCUUUGUGUCCAGGAGGGCCAGUCAGGCAGGAAGAGCAAGAAGCAGCAACAGAGGUUACUGCGGAACAUGGGGGCUCAUGCUGUUGUGCUUGAGCUACUACAGAUCCCUUAUGAAAAGGGUGAAGAUUUACGCAUGCAGGAUAUCAUGAGGUUAGCUCAUCAGUUUCUACAAAGCUUCUGUGCAGGAAACCAGCAGAACCAAGCUCUGCUUCACAAGCACAUUAAUCUCUUUCUCAACCCUGGGUUUUUGGAAGCUAUAACCAUGCAGCAUAUUUUCAUGAACAACUUCCAGCUAUGCAGUGAGAUCAAUGAACGUGUGGUUCAGCACUUUGUCCACUGUAUUGAGACUCAUGGGCGCAAUGUCCAGUACCUUAAAUUUCUGCAGACUAUUGUUAAGGCAGAAAAUAAGUUCAUCAAAAAGUGUCAGGACAUCGUCAUGGCUGAGCUGGUGAACGCAGGCGAAGACGUUUUGGUUUUCUACAAUGAUCGCGCUUCUUUCCAAACACUCGUACAGAUGAUGCGAUCAGAGCGUGAUCGUAUGGAUGAGAACAGUGCACUCAUGUACCACAUUCACCUGGUGGAACUUCUGGCUGUCUGCACAGAAGGCAAAAAUGUAUAUACGGAAAUAAAAUGUAACUCACUGCUACCAUUGGAUGACAUUGUGCGAGUAGUGACUAAUGAAGACUGCAUCCCUGAGGUCAAAAUUGCCUAUAUCAACUUCCUAAACCAUUGUUAUGUGGACACUGAGGUUGAAAUGAAGGAAAUUUACACUUCGAACCACAUGUGGAAGCUCUUUGAGAACUUCCUAGUUGACAUUUGCAGAGUUUGCAACAAUACCAGUGAUCGCAAGCACGCUGACACCAUAUUAGAGCGUUACGUGACUGAGACGGUUAUGAGCAUUGUUACCACUUUUUUCAGCUCACCUUUUUCUGAUCAAAGCACUACCUUGCAGACCAGACAGCCAGUCUUUGUGCAGCUGUUGCAGGCGGUGUUCAGGGCCUACCAUUGCAACUGGUUGUUUCCUGUUCAAAAAGGCUUUGUAGAGAAUUGUAUCAAAGUAUUGUCAGAUGUUGCCAAAGGUAGAGCUAUCGCUAUUCCUGUGGAUCUAGACAACCAAGUGAACAACCUGUUUGUGAAAUCCAAUAACAUUGUACAGAAAACUGCAAUGAGCUGGAGACUGUCUGCUCGUAAUGCUGCCCGUAGAGACUCUGUGGUUACAGCGUCACGUGAUUACAGGAAUAUCAUUGAAAGGCUGCAGGACAUUGUGUCAGCGCUGGAAGACCGCCUGCGACCCUUGGUCCAGGCUGAGCUGUCCGUUCUUGUGGAUGUGUUGCAUCGGCCUGAGCUGCUUUUUCCAGAAAACACUGACUCGCGAAAGAAGUGUGAGAGUGGAGGUUUUAUUUGCAAGCUGAUCAAACACACAAAGCAGCUGCUGGAGGAAAAUGAGGAGAGACUCUGCAUCAAGGUUCUGCAAACACUUAGAGAGAUGAUGACUAAAGACCGUGGUUAUGGAGAGAAGCUCAGGGCCUUUGAUGAUGAGAUGGAUAUGCCUAAGCAGCUGGAUCAGAACCAGCCUGAGAAGUUGUUGGAAGACCAGAAAAGGGGCGAGGCACUGAGGCAGAUUCUGGUGAACCGUUACUAUGGCAACUUCCAUCGGAGUGGUGGGCGGAGGGACAGUUUGACGUCAUUCAGCAGUGGCCCCCUCAGCCCUGUAGGACCCAGCAAAAAGCAGUCAGUGCUAACAGGCCCUGGUGGCCUAAGUCGAGGGGAAAUGAGCCUAUCAGAGGUGCAGUGCCACUUGGACAAAGAAGGAGCUUCUGAUCUGGUUAUUGACCUCAUCAUGAACACCACCAGUGACAGAGUCUUUCAAGAAAGCAUUCUCCUAGCAAUCGCUUUACUGGAAGGUGGAAACACGACUAUCCAGCGUUCAUUCUUCUGCCGUCUGACAGAGGACAAAAAGUCAGAAAAGUUUUUUCGGGUGUUCUAUGAUCGCAUGAAGCUGGCACAGCUGGAGAUCAAAGCUACAGUGACAGUAAAUACUAGUGACCUUGGAAACAGGAAGAGAGAUUACGACAGCCAGGACAGAGACACACCAGUCCGCAAAAAAGCAAGAGAAUCAUCAGUUGUCAUGACAGAAGAAGUGCGAGAACAACUACUCGAGGCCUCAUCUGCCACCAAGAAAGCUUUUAACUCUUACCGACGUGAGACUGACCCAGAGGAGCAUUUCACCUCAGCAGAUGGCCAACCAAGCACGGGGGACAAGAAUCAGGAUGAAGGGGAGAUGAGCUACGUCAUUAUUAUUAUGCAGCCUAUUCUUCGUUUCUUGCAGCUACUUUGUGAGAACCACAACCGUGAUCUACAGAACUUUCUUCGCUGUCAAAACCACAAGAACAACUACAACCUGGUGUGUGAAACUCUUCAGUUCCUGGACUGCAUCUGUGGUAGUACCACAGGAGGUCUGGGCUUGUUAGGGCUCUACAUCAACGAGAAGAAUGUUGCUCUCAUAAACCAAACUCUAGAAAGCCUCACAGAGUACUGCCAAGGUCCAUGUCAUGAAAAUCAGAAUUGCAUUGCCACUCACGAGUCUAAUGGUAUUGAUAUUAUCAUUGCUCUGAUCCUUAAUGACAUCAACCCACUUGGAAAAAAGCGAAUGGAUCUGGUGCUGGAGCUCAAGAACAAUGCAUCCAAGUUGCUGCUUGCCAUCAUGGAGAGCCGUCAUGACAGCGAGAAUGCUGAGAGGAUCCUUUACAACAUGAGACCAAAAGAGCUUGUGGAGGUGAUAAAAAAAGCCUACCUGCAGGGAGAGGUGGAGUUUGAAGACACAAAGGAGGAGGAGGAAAAUGAGGAUGACGAGGACCAUGAUGCAGCAUCUCCCAGAAACGUUGGCCACAACAUUUAUAUCUUAGCUCAUCAGUUGGCCCGGCAUAAUAAGGAGCUGUCCAUUAUGUUGAAGCCUGGAGGAGCCAGUGGAGAUGGCGACGAGGCUUUGGAAUUUUACGCCAACCACACUGCUCAAAUAGAGAUUGUGCGCCAGGACCGCACCAUGGAAGAGAUUGUGUUCCCAGUGCCCAACAUCUGUGAGUUCCUAACCUCCGAGUCCAAGGUUCGAGUUUACUACACAACUGAGAGAGAUGAGCAAGGCAGUAAGAUCAACGACUUCUUCUUGCGAGCAGAGGACCUCUUCAGUGAGAUGAACUGGCAGAAGAAGCUUCGAGCUCAGCCAGUGUUGUACUGGUGUUCAAGAAACAUUUCAGUUUGGAGCAACGUAUCCUUCAAUCUGGCUGUGCUCAUGAAUCUGCUUGUCUGUUUCUUCUACCCGCUGGAGGGGAUACAUGGAGGGACACUGGACACCCACCUGUCUGCUCUUUUGUGGAUGGGGGUCUUGGCAACACUUAUUAUCGUGAUCAUCAUGCCUCAACCGCUGGGCAUCCGCGCUCUUGUCAUCGUCACUAUCCUACGGCUUAUCUUCUCAGUUGGCCUUGAGCCUACUUUGUUCCUGCUCGGUGCCUUCAAUGUAUGUAACAAAAUCAUUUUCCUGAUGAGUUUUUUGGGAAACCGUGGCACCUUCAGUCGGGGCUACAAAGCCAUGGUGAUGGACUUCGAAUUCCUCUACCAUUUCAUCUACCUGCUCAUCUGUAGCCUAGGGGUGUUUGUUCAUGUCUUCUUCUACAGUCUGUUGCUUUUUGACCUGGUGUACCGAGAAGAAACUCUGCUGAAUGUCAUCAAGAGUGUUACACGCAAUGGACGCUCCAUUGUGCUAACAGCAGUGCUUGCACUCAUCCUGGUUUACUUGUUCUCCAUUGUUGGCUAUAUUUUCUUCAAAGAUGACUUCAUCCUGGAAGUUGAUCGCAUUCCCAACACAACACUAAAAAAUGGGGCCAGCUUCACCAAUGAACUUUUAUCCGAGAAAAUGUGUCAAGCUGGGGUUGAUGAAAACUGCACUGCAGGGAGCAUGCAUGAAGAUGUGGACAGCGACGAGUCACAGGAUAACGACAUGGAACGGACGUGCGACUCUCUACUGAUGUGUAUUGUCACUGUUCUGAGUCAUGGCUUGAGAAGCGGCGGGGGUGUGGGCGAUGUUCUUCGUAAGCCUUCCAAAGAGGAGCCACUGUUUGCAGCACGAGUAAUUUACGACCUGUUGUUCUUCUUCAUGGUCAUCAUCAUCGUCCUAAACCUAAUUUUUGGUGUCAUCAUCGACACUUUUGCGGACCUGAGAAGUGAAAAACAGAAGAAAGAAGAAGUCCUAAAGACCACUUGCUUCAUUUGUGGCCUGGAGAGGGACAAAUUUGACAACAAAACUGUGACGUUUGAGGAGCACAUUAAGGAAGAGCACAAUAUGUGGCAUUACCUAUUCUUCAUCGUGUUGGUGAAAGUAAAAGAUUCAACAGAGUACACGGGCCCUGAGAGCUAUGUGGCUGAGAUGAUCAAGGAGCACAACCUUGACUGGUUUCCAAGGAUGCGUGCAAUGUCUCUGGUGAGCAGCGAUGGGGAAGGCGAGCAGAAUGAAAUUCGGAGUCUACAGGAGAAGUUGGAGUCAACCAUGAGGCUAGUGGCCAACCUGUCGGGGCAAUUGACUGAGCUCAAGGAGCAGAUGACAGAGCAGAGGAAGCAGAAGCAGAGAAUUGGUCUUCUUGGUCAUCCCCCUCACAUGAACAUCAACCCCCAGCAACCUGCUUGA